AUGAAAAACUUACGUUUCGAGUCUCAUCGAGCCAACGGAGGCGCAGCCGAAGCUGAGUUUAAUUUCGGUGAGUUUUUAAACUUUUUUCAAAUCUUUUUCAUCUACUGUUGCUGCAAAAACGUGGCAAAUUAGCAAAACAAGAUUGGAAUUUGACGAGAAGAACGCUUUUCCUCAUAAAUUAUCCGCUUUAAGUUGACUUCUGACGAAAUAUUUAGUCGACGAUCUUCAAGAUUUCCAUAUUUUCCGACAGUUGAGCGCUUAAAUCGAACUUUUCAACGCAGCAAAUCGUCCCGCGGCUCUGUUUUCGAAUUAUUAGAGCGUUGCGCGGAAAAUCUGACACAUUGUCCUGUGUUUGUCAUUCGUCUCCGCACAGAUACCUGUGCGCGACACAAAAAGUGAUUGGAAGUGCAUGUUCAUCCAUGCCAAGUGGCUUCUGCUUCUUUUUCUUCUUCUCCUUCUUGCCUAUCACUUUCAUUCCUCCUUCUGAUCAAUGCGUCCUCUCCUCCUCCCCGUCCAAACCGGCCAAUUGCGUGACACCCCCGCACGCAAUGCAAAGACUGCUAAUAACGAAUUGGGCAAUGAGAUGGCUCGUCUCCUGACGACGACGGGCACUUCUUCAUCGUCAUGAUUACUCCUCAUCUGCCGGCCGCCCGUCUCGACCAUUACUAUCUGACGUCUAUCAUAGGUAUCUUCAUUCGAUUCGUAAUACCACUGUAAUACCGACAAAAACUAAGAAACAAAUCAAUCAUUGAUGGGAGGGGGACGGCAGCUAGAAAUUGAGAGAUGAAGGCAAAUCGAGAGAGGUUUCCCGCUGAUUUGAUAAUCGGCGAAAAAGAGUAACCGACGGUCUCCAGUACUUUGGGGCGUGGUCGCCGGAAAAAAACCAGACUUUUCGAAAAUUUGUUGGCUCAAAAAUUACAUGUUUUGAAAUUUUAGUACUGAAACUCGGCCCGCCAACCUUUUUAAGAGCGUACACACGAAACUCGCUGAAAUUUGAACAUCUUCAGUCCAAAACAUGUAUCGAUCGAAUUUCUUUCAAAUUUAGCGGGGGAUUGCGAAAAUAAAGACAAUUCUAUGCGUUUUUUCCCGAAAAACGUGAAAUUUCACACGUGAAUUUGAAAGUGCGAUAGAGCGCACUUGCAAGCAGUGUUCACUAAUGGGGUUAUUCAGGCUGUGAAAAAAUGAUUGUUUUCCGUUUUUUUUUCGUUUUUUUACGUCAAAAAAUCCAAUUCAGCGAUGUAAAAAAACGAAAAAAAAAAGCGUUCUGCAAUGAUCUCGCUGCCGAGUUUGAAGAAAAAUACAAAAGUUCGGCCAAAAUGUGCCCAUAACAUCAUGGUUCUGCAACGUCACAAGCUGCCACUUUCCGAUUCGUCUCGAGUGCUGUGCCAAAACCGUGGCCCACCGCGUUCAAUUCUCUAUUGCUGAACAAACAGUGUACCAGCAGCAGCAGAAAGUUUUAGGAGCUUCUUCUCCUUCUUCUUCUCCUCCUUUCCCGCUUUUUCGCCCGCGCGCUUUCGUUGCAUUCCUCGGCAAAUUGUUUUUAGUCAAAACAAUACAAUAUAGCAACUUUUCAGCAGAAGCUCCUCCUCCUUUCUGUUCUUUUCACUUCUUCUUUGUUUCAUUCCUGACGAACUGUCUGAAAAAUGAAGGAAGACGAGAGUGCGACUGUUUCGAUUCGCAACGCCGUCAAUUACACGGCCAGCAAACGCGCUACACUGAAACGUUGGCGUGAUUCAAAAAAUAACCGCGUUUUUUUUCGAUUGCCGACCCGCUGCUCGAGUCGGAGUUUGAGCUGCGGCUUAUGUUCACCGAAACACGGGUAGACGCGAACUUUCGGCGGUCAUUCCCAUUCGAUUUGUGUAAUAAAGGCGUUAUUGGAAAAGCAAAAUGAAGAAAAAACGGUUCACGCCCUACUGAACUUCCUAUCAUCAUCAUCUUCUUAUCCUUCUUCUUCUUUUUCUUCUUCAAAACAGAACUGUCGUCGUCGGCCGAUGACUGUUCUUUUCUCUUUCGCAUUCGAUCGUUUGCCCUAUUAGCUGAAUUUUAUAAGUAAAUGCGCUCUUCCGUCUAAAUUAGCGAAAAAUGACUCUAACGCGCUCUAUCGCUCAACUUGCGCUCACGCUGCCACAUGUUUAAAACGGAAUUCAAACGCGCUCUACCGCACUUUGCGUGAAUUUAGAGCGGUGGAGCGAAAUUUCCAUCGCUAAUAGAUCCCCUGAUUUGUGACCAUCUCCGAUUCCCUCUCUUUCUCUCUUUCCCCAUUUCAUCCGGCUCGUGUUGCAGGAGAAGUGCGUCGUGCGGCCGCCAGUUUCCAAGAGAAUCCGCUGGAAGAUAAGAUGAGCGAGACGGAAAUCAUCACGAUCCGCAAGCCGGACGGCACGACCGAGACCAAGACAGUGGUACGUGUUUGUGUGAGCCCGUUAGUGCCCCCGCGUCAGGAAGAAAAAACCGAAAAAAAACGACUCAUCGGGGAUGGGGAAGGGAAGAAGAAGGAGCAGCUGUUCCGGCGAGCUCUUUGAUUGGGGCAGGUAACAUGGAUUCUUGAUCCGGACAUUUUUUGUCAGUUUCUUGGAUAAAAUUGUCGAAACGGCCAUUCUUCGGGUAAAUCCUGCGAAACAAGAAAAAACGACGAGUUUAGUGCUAAUUUUGCUGAUUUUCCACCAAAUUCUGUCAAAAUUGAAUCAAUCUUUGUCAAAUACGAGUGGAAAAACAGCGAAAUUUGCACUGAAUGUGGAGCUAUGCGAAAAAUCAGUUUUCUCCGAAAAAAUUGUCGAAACUUUAAAUUUUCGGGCUUCUUGUGCAGUUUUUCUCGAGAAAAGUAGCGAGAAUUUCGUCAAAACUACCGAUUUUCCGGAGAAUUUUGUAGAAAUUACACAGAAAAUGAACAUUUUGAAGAGAAUUUUCGCUUGGCGCGACAAAUUUUUUCCGCGGACUAGUUUUCAGCCGUUGAAAAAACUAGUCCGCAUCGAACCAAAUGUUCAUUUUACCAGUUUGAACGUCUGAAAAGCGUGAAAAAAAAGUAGAGUUGAUGAUAUUCACAAAGCCCGGCGGCGGCAUACAAUAAUUGUGUUACCGGGCGCGCGAAUCCGGUUCAUCUCCCUCCAUUUUGAUCCAAUCCUCCUCCUCCCCCUUCCCUGCCGAUUUUUCCGUUUCGUCCACUAUACCAGUUAUUUAUUUACCUGUCCUAGUCCGUCCGUUUUCAUCGAUUCGCCCCCCGGCCGCCGCUACCGAAUUCUGUCCGUUUGCAAAAGGUAACCGCGCCCAACACGACCGUCGUCCGCUGCCUUUAUCAAUCUAGAAGCGCAGAAGAAGAAGGGAUAGGUUCUGUGGUGUCUAUUGUGUUGCCAUAAAAACUCAAAAAAAAAAACGUUUCGUUUCUUUCCCAUUUUGUUAUUCAAAUGUCUCUGAAAUCGAACGUGUUCAAGCGAUAACAAAGAUAUUGGGUUUCAGCAUUCUCAACUCACUAAAAAAAAACGCCGAUUCUUCCCCCACUCACUUUUUUUUUGUUCUACUAGUACAAAUUGACUACACCACACCCAAAUGUUUGCCUUUUCAUCAAUGUUCCCUUGUUUUUCGUCUUCAUAAAAGCACAAAAACAAACGGUUGAAAUCGAUGUUUUUUCUGCAUUUUUAUCUAUCACACCGCCCCGCCGAUUUCCCGCCGCAUUUAUCACCGCUCGCCCGUCGUCUUGUCUUCUCAAGGUCGAUUCGCCGUCCAUUUCCGGAUUGGUUUCCGUUCGAGAGGAACACGAUUUCUUGUUUGACUUUGACCACACUUCCGUACUUGUAAAGUGACACUUUUCUUUUGAUGUUCAUGGGUCAAUUCAGCCGUCUUUUCAUUUGGUUUUAGCGCUUUUAAAGUCCAUUUCUAUCGCUACUCGGUUGCGAAACGACUGGUUGCGAAAUGUCCCCUACCCGAUCGAAUGAAGGUGUGAUAUGUGGCCAUCAUCAUGAUUGUUCCGUCGGGUAACCUUGAGUGGGAUAAUCACUUCUUUUCGUCAUAAAUCUCGUAUUUGGAAGGGAACCUGCUCAUAACACGGAAAGUGUUGGUUUGAUCGGAUACUAGAGUGCGUUUGUUGAAUCCUAGGCCAUCAACAUUGUCUUUUACGGAUCCCGGGCCACCCCAGUCAAUCUUUUGUUUCAUCUUCUCAAACCUUCUCGGAUCGCAGGCCAGUUGAUUCAAUUUUGUUGAAUCCUAGGCCUUCCCUGCUCGCUCACUUUCUAGAUCAUCGGGUGAGCGCAAAAGCGCUCUACCGCACUAGAUUUACCACAUUUUCAACAAGUACAAUAGUCUGUCUCUCUCUAUCGAUCUCUCACCUGCGAUUCUUGACCGUGUAAACUGCUAUCAUCGCCGUCGGAUCUCAUCCCUCUCCGUCUCCUUCUUCUUCUUCUUCUCCUUCUUUUUCUCAUUUUCAACACUAGUAGUAGUAUCUGUCACUUUUCUCCUAAAAACCAGGUCAUCAUCUUUCGUGGUCGUGGUACGGUGCGUCAGCAAUAUAUUAUUCGUUUUGUCUUCCAUAUUUCUUUUCUAUUGUGUGCUUGUGUGCCUGUGCCCGGCGCCCAUAAAAGCUUGAAAGUUUCGUGGCGAUUCUCGCUCUCGCUCUCUUCUUCUUCUUCUUCUUCUUCUUGAUUUUUCUCGUUCCGUAAGAUCCCCACACACUAGCUAAUCGUUUGCUCGUUUUGAAGUGGAGGACAGAACUAUGAUGCAAAACGAGGAAGGCACGACUGUCGAACUGGGACCGGCCAAGGACGUUCCGCACUCGGACGACGUCACCCGGCCAAACGCUUCUCCGAAAAAGGUUCUAGGGAAUAGAAAUAACCGAGAAAACUAGAGAAAUUUGGGGAGAAGGAUCGGGAAAAUUGAAGUUUUACAGUGGUAGUAACCCAAUCGUAAUCGGUUUCAGGAGAAGAAGAAGCUUCAAUUCCACAUGGCGAACAAGGUGAAGAUCAUUCCGACGAACCGUCAGGGACAGCUCAACACUGGCUACUUGGCCACUCUCGGAGGAGUGCUCAAGAUCGCUGAGAUUGUAGGCUUUACGAUGUGACCCGAUUCCUUGCAUCUGAUCCAUUCCAGGUCCUCUCGUUCAUCGCCUUCGUGCUGGCAAUCUGCGCGGACCGCCGCACAACAACCGCCGCGUGGACCGAGCACAUCUCCUUCGAGACGCUUCUGAUCGUCUCCGCACUGCUCCUCGGCUACGUCGUCUUCCCGCACCUGACGAUCAAGGACGAGGCGACCCGAGAGGGACUCAUCGUCGUCGAGCUCAUCUUCUACGGCGUCAACACCCUGCUCUACUUCAUCUCCAUCUGGCUCAUGGUCCACUUGUCGGCCAGCUGGGGCACCGACGGUCGAGGCGCCGCCAUCAUGACUGCUGUAAGUCUGGUCGCGGACGGUUUGUGUCGAAACUUCUGUAAUUUCAGGUGAUCUGCGUCGCGCUGACCGUGCUGUUCGCCAUCGAGACCGUCGUCAAACUGAAGGCGUGGCGAGGAGAGAACGAGCCGCAGACGGUCGUCGUUGCCGGAAACGCUCAGGCCUAA
Caenorhabditis sp. 36 PRJEB53466 is the source of this 5534-nucleotide messenger RNA. The record is from the annotation of a GenBank genome assembly. NCBI's taxonomy places the organism in Eukaryota, Metazoa, Nematoda, Chromadorea, Rhabditida, Rhabditidae.